Drosophila guanche is the source of this 708-nucleotide messenger RNA. RefSeq lists its product as uncharacterized. Bases 36 to 617 code for a protein of 193 amino acids. The record is from RefSeq and is a predicted model, not a curated record. NCBI's taxonomy places the organism in Eukaryota, Metazoa, Arthropoda, Insecta, Diptera, Drosophilidae. The transcript has a single exon.
GUUGAAGUCAGAACACAAGUUAAUCAGCAAUCGAAAUGAUCAAAGCCUGCUCCAACACCACCGUCAUUCUUAUCUUGAGCCUAAUGGCUCUGGGAACAGCUGAGCCACUGCGUCGGAGAUUCUCAGCUCGACAAGUUCAGACUCCGGCUAGUCCAACUCCUACAGGGUAUCCAGAGGCGGGCGUUACACCCGAAGUUCCCUUCGAUCUUCCCAGCUCUACCACAGAACCUGAGUUGACUUAUCUGCCUCCAGAUAACACCUACGGUCCUCCGGAUAAUACAUACGGAGCUCCGGAUACUGCCUAUGGACCUCCUGGAAGUACAGAUGUGGAGCCUCAACAGGACGUGCUGCCCGAAGAUCAGCCAGAGAAUCCCAUCGAAACCGAUGACAUUCCUCCUGUCGAAGAUGAGGCUGUGGGCGAUGCCAAGAAGCAGCCAGCAGAGGAUGAAGAGGAGCUCCUGGUUCAAGUGUCGGAUGAUGGCACUGUCAUUGCCGUUUCCUCGUCCCUUGAUCAGCCACAGCCUGUCCAGUCGGCACGCUUCUACCAGCGCGUUCCCCAGGGUCGCCGACGUGAGCAGCCUGUUCCACAAAGGUUAAUCCUUCGUCGCAGUUGGUGAAACCUGAAAUUCUUCUCUCUCUUCUACUACUACCAUGCUGCUUGCAAAAUUGUUGUAAUAAACAUUGUUUCAUAACAAUAUCUAAGCGUUA